Molecule: messenger RNA, 1412 nt
Organism: Hypoxylon trugodes
Lineage: Eukaryota; Fungi; Ascomycota; Sordariomycetes; Xylariales; Hypoxylaceae
Product: HIRA-interacting protein 5
Exons: 2
Coding region: 224-1171 (315 amino acids)
Biological process (GO): iron-sulfur cluster assembly
Cellular component (GO): mitochondrion
Molecular function (GO): iron ion binding; iron-sulfur cluster binding
Source: RefSeq, a predicted model, not a curated record
GAUGUGCGUCAUUGCCACUGGAUUGAUAAGCAGCGAUAUUUCUUUAGUUGCUCUUAUCGGCGCAAUUCGGCAUUUUUAGAACAAAUCUACCAACAUCAAAAAUCCCGAUCGCAUUCGCACCUAAGGAUUGGUCAUAACCUGAGUUAUUUCUACCUAAGAUUUCCAUCGCCUACUCCCUACAUUGCUACUACAUUGAGAAUUUCCAGUAUCUAAGGGGAGGAAUAUGCCUUCCACCAACCGACUCGUUCGGCCCGCAGCCGCUCUGCUAUCUACAACGACGAAGAGGGUCCAGCCUUGCACUUAUGGUCGGCUAUACGAAAUAUCGAGACAGGCACAUACAAGUUCGCGAUCGUUAGGCAUAACACUACAGCCUCGGCCAGUAGCACCUACGACUACAAGACUACCGACAAUUGCGCCCCGAGGCGCCCGGAGUAUCUUUAUACAGACGGAAGUCACACCGAACGCCGAUGCGCUGAAGUUCUUACCGAAUCAUAAUGUCAUACCUCCUGAGGUAUCUACGCCUUUCAUAGAAUAUCUCAACCCACGAAGUACGAUCGCACCGCCGUAUCCAUCGCCACUCGCUGCGGAAUUGAUGAACAUCGACGGCGUAACAUCCGUCUUCUACGGCCCCGACUUCAUCACAGUGACGAAAUCGCCGGAUGCGAAUUGGAUACAUAUCAGGCCCGAAGUCUUCAGCUUAAUCACUGAAGCUAUAACGUCGGGGCAAGAAAUAGUCACAGUGACCAAAAAGGAGGGCGCAGAAGAUGGCCAAGAAGCGACCGAUGAGGAUACCUUAAGCUACAAUGAAAACGAUAGCGAAGUUGUAGGCAUGAUCAAAGAGCUCCUAGAAACUCGGAUAAGACCUGCGAUCCAGGAAGACGGUGGCGAUAUCGAGUUCCGUGGUUUCGAUGAUGGAUACGUAAAGCUAAAGCUCAGGGGAGCAUGCCGGACUUGUGAUUCGAGCACGGUCACCUUGAAAAAUGGAAUUGAGGGCAUGCUAAUGCAUUAUAUUGAGGAGGUCAAAGGAGUACAUCAGAUCAUGGACCAAGAAGAAGAGAUUGCGAUGCAAGAAUUCGCAAAAUUCGAAGAGAAGCUUCGAGCACAAAAAGGACCAGAUGCAGUUCCACCUACAACACCUGGCAAAGACUCACUGGAUUCCGUCCCGGGAUAAGCUCGCCCUUAGACGUACUUCAUCCGAUUGAUUGUAUGCUUUAGAAAACGUCACAUCUUCAAGUACGUCAUUGGAAUAUAAUUACGAACGAUACCCUAGACGUUCGUUUUGGAAAAUACGACCUCGGUCACCAACUUUAGCUAGGUUUUUGACAAUCUCGUAUAUUCAGCAAAGUUCGCCGCUAGUGACCGUUAUUAAAAAAAAAGAAUGUGUGUGUGCUUGAAAAAGCGUUGAGGAGUGA